This is a messenger RNA of Chenopodium quinoa (quinoa), 477 nucleotides long. RefSeq lists its product as uncharacterized. The record is from RefSeq and is a predicted model, not a curated record. Bases 1 to 477 code for a protein of 158 amino acids. The transcript has a single exon. Lineage: Eukaryota; Viridiplantae; Streptophyta; Magnoliopsida; Caryophyllales; Amaranthaceae.
AUGUCAAACUAUUCUAAGUUCCUUAAGGAAAUAUUUAGUGGCAAGAGAGAGUGCAAUGUGGUUGAUUCGGUGAGUGUUGAGGAAUGUUGUAGUGCUCUUAUCCAUGAUGACCUACCCCCAAAGAUAAAAGACCUGGGGAAUAUCUCCAUCCCUUGCAAUAUUAAUGGAAAAUUGUUCCAAAAUGCUCUUUAUGAUCUUGGUGCUAGUGUUAGCAUCAUGCCAUAUUCCGUCUUCAAGAAGCUUAGGUUAGGUGAGCUCCUCCCAACCAACAUGGCCCUACAAUUGGCCGACCGUUCUAUUAAGUUCCCCAAGGGUAGAGUUGAGGAUAUCCCCCUCAAGAUAGGAGAAUUCAGUAUCCCCGUUGACUUCAUUGUGCUAGAGAUUGCGGAAGAUGACAAUAUUCCUAUCAUUUUAGGGAGACCAUUCUUAGCCACUUUGGGGGCUUUGAUUGAUGUGAAGGGUGGUCUUAUUACUUAG